UGAAGAGGCGCACGUGAACGUUAGCGUUCGGUAUAAAAACGCCACUCACAAAUAUUGCACUCUACAGAGUGUUUUGAGUUUCGAACUAUUCAUACAAAUGAAAAGGUGCGGCAAGCUGCCCGAAAACUACGGUCCGCUGGAAGUUUGCGCUAUGUUCAGCGCCCUUUGCGCGCCCGGAAUCCCUGUAGAGCUAUGCGGCGAAGCUACUUCCACAGGAGACGAUGGCUACAGUGCUGCUCCCGUCCUUUCACCAUGCCUUCAGUGAAAAUUUGAGCCAUACUAGCCAAUACACCGUUUGAAACAACACUGAAAGUUUACAGGUUGUCUCGUCACCUUUGAGAUAAUUGUAAAUUAUGUUUCGCUACAGCAUCAAGUAUAACAGUAAAUUUAACUUUCUAAAAAGCCCAUAGAGGACGCCCACAACGGUUAGUUCUAAAAGAUAGAUUACAAAAAUGGUUACAUUUUGAAGCGUGUUUGAAUGACUACUUAGACUUGAAAAACUCUCGGCAUGAGUGGCGCCGAGUUGGAGGCUGGGAAGGCGCGGCUAUAUUUGUAGACGGUCCCCCGAGUAGAGUGAAAGUUGCCAAAAUAAAGAUGCCAGAGGAGCAGCAGGACCAGAGGGAGGUGGACCCACGCCCAGUUCGGCGGCCACGACGAAGAUGGCGUCCCGCGAGAAAGCCAAAGGACAGCACGCGACGACCAAAAACGGACGACUCCCGCGAAGAUGGGUGGCCUGUUUCGUAUUGGCCAUCAUCCAGCUCAUCAUCGGCCUGGGCCUUCUGGCUGUUGGUGCCGCGGACGUUGUCUUCACGCUAGACCACAAGUGUAAAGAUCGCACAGGAGCCUCCUUCUUGCAGGGUGUCGUAUGCGUCGUUUCUGCUGCCUUUGCCCUGGCUGCAUACUCGCCACGUCGAGUUCGAACACAGGGGCAUCCGAAUAGAGUCCUGGUCGCAGUGCAUGUUCUGCUGUCCUUCCUUGUGGCAGUAGUCAGCUUCAAUGUUGUGACGUGCUUGGCCACGUACACAGGUGACAGGACCACAGCCCUGUUUGCAGUUAUCCUGUCCAAGGUAGUGCUGACCUACACGUGCCAUGUCUUGGGAGGCAUCUGUGCGGGUGUGGCGGUGCCCGACCUGUGCCGCAAUGGUUCCGGCCUUGUGACAUUUGACACCUUCCACAGGGAUAUCACUGCCAAGCAGGCGCCACAGAACCAGAGUAGCAAUGCCCCCACCACGACAGCUGCUCCCAGCAGUGCAGCUGGGCCAGUGCAGCUACCUGAGGCACGUAGCCAUGUACAAGAGGCCCCUGGCACAGGCGAGAAGCUCACUGUAGUCACUCUUCCAGAGGCAGACGUCAUCUACGCCGUGCCUGAAAACAGCUACGUAGUGCGUCGCCCAGAGGGGUCAUACGUGGCUCCCCCUGGCAACUCCCGGCUGGCACCCUUCUUCCCCACCUAUACACGGGUUGCCAUUGAAUGACAGUGUCUAUUGCAGGAAGGUUGCAGGCCACACUGAGGCCAUGUCGCACAAGAAAACAUUUGAUGGACACACAACAAGCCACCGAAAAUGUCCUCGCCAUCCUUUCCCAGCUCUGGUAACAGGCUUCAGUCAUUUUGGCCUUGGCAAAUGUCCCUAGGUGGCCAUUGAGACUUCAUUUGUCUGUCUUUCUUGUCUCCGUUUGGCUGAAGACAUAAUGUCGCCUUGUGGCUGUCCUCUGGCUGUUUACCAUCUUGCAGCCAUGAGUGGUCAUGCAGCCUGUAUAUAUAGUACUAGUAAAUUUCUGUGCUAUGUGAUCUGCCCUUCACUCCACAACUAUAAUGAGUACUGCAAACAAGCUCUACUGCCUCUAGUUGCUGCUUUUCUGCCAUACUUCAGUAAUGAUGUUGAAGCAAAAUGGUCCAGUUGAAUUAUUUCUGUGCUUAUGGAACCACCAAUUCAUCAAAAAUAUCAUAUGCUAGUUGAUUGCCUGGCAAGGAAUCUUUAGGCUGGUUUGACAUCUUUUCAUCAUCUUGUCUUCCUUUCCUUCCUUUUAUAUUGCACUCACUCAAUUGAUAAUUAAACAUGGUGUUUAAAAAAUGCUUAUUUUAUCACUUAUAUCCUCUGCAGAGAGCCAAACACCUGAAAAAUGAAGUAUGCAAGAGGUCUAAGCAGUUUGUUGUUAACAAGCUGUUGUGUGCAACGGCUGUGCUUUCAGAGUGAGGCAGUGGUGCAGUUCUGAAAGGAAGCAAGAUUUCUGCCUGUAAAUUGUUCCUAAGCAGUUAUAAGUGUGCCCUCAAAUGCCAGCAUGGCCAUAACUGUAAAGCAUCAUCCAUAGUGAAUGUUUCUAGCUGAUUUUUGACGUGGUCGUUCCAACAUCAGCUUAACCAUUUUACACUGUGCCAUAGCCACGCUGUUACAGUUGAAAUGCCUGCCAUAGUGUUUUUGUACCAUUAAACAAGCAAAUCAAAUAAAACUAGGGCACUGUUAUUGUGUGGUCAUCACAAGCAUUAAAUGGAAUGUUGGAUGGAACUACACCAAAAGCAUGUUGAAAAUAUGUUCCACAUAGCUUUUCUUUUUUUAGGCUGUUGUUGCAGUGCCUUUGAUUGUGCAACUUAGCUAUUGCACUGCAGUCAACAUCUGAUUUUUCAGGCUCCCUAGGGGCUGCGAAAUGUCUGAAAAAUCCGGCAGUCCGAAAAAAAUGAAUGCAUGCCUAGGCACAUCCGAAAUGUAACUCUCAAGGCCUGCCAGUACGCUUAUCAGGUGUAUCAGUGCUUUUACUGUGACAGGAGACGGCGGAUGCAUGCAUGUAUAAUUAAGGAAUGCAUAUUGUGUUCUAUGACAGUUGCGCCUUUCUAUUCUUGGUAUGCUUCACCGCGUAACACCGCUGUGUCACGGCGAAGCUGACUUUUGGAAAUGGCAUUUUGCAGUGCACCGAGCUCUCCGUGCUUCGAAACCAUCGGCGAGAAUUACUUGCCAAGAUGGAGUCAGUGCUAUUGCUGACAGUGGUGAAUUCUUUCAAUUAAAGAAAAAACUGCGCCGAACAGCAGGAAGCUUGAUGGUGUAUGGCUGCCAGCGAAUCGAGUGCCGAUUUGAGGCGUUGAUAAUCAAAGUGGCAUCAGUAGUGGCGUCAAUUAAUGCCAUUUCAGACCUGCAGUCAUGCCAAAAAGCCUGGGAUUUUAGCGGCCGAAGUUUCGGACGUUCUUAUACUUCGGCUCUACGGGGGGGAAGGGCAAGUGGCGGUGCCGCGAAGUCGGCCGAAUUAUCUAAUAUGUCUGAAAAAUUUGUUGUUGUCUGCACACCUGAGCAAAGUGAUACAGGAAAGUAUGCCUAGGCUAUAAAGCUAGGCACCUUAUGAAUGCGUAUUUAAUGAUACUACUAUGUGUAUCAGACUUUUUUCUCUUUCUGUUUUAUAAACAUUUUUACUGGUAACAAGCAAGGACAUUGUUGAAGACUAAAUUCUUUCCUUGAAGACAUGCUCAAACAUUACUUAAUCUUGUUGGAUCACUUGUCACUCAACCGAAUGUUAAGUCUCCCCUUUCUUUUUCUUUCUUUUUUUCUGCAUUCAUCGCGCAAGCCAGUGAUUGCGAUUGGCAAAGUGUACCUCUCUUUGUACCCAUCCACAACCAAACGAGGCCUGUUUUCAUUGAUGUUGCUGCUCGCUUUUUGCUGGCUUUUAUUGAAAGUGUGUCAAUUUGCCAGCUAGAUGUUUACAUAUGCUUUUGCAAAGUGCUUUUCUCUCUCUGGCUGCUGUUGGUAUUCUGAUGAAGUCUUUACCCCUUACCCUUUACCCCGCUGCUGUGUAAGCAUUGUCUUCAUGUUUGUAAUGUGACAACAAAUUUAAUGUGCAGACAAAAAAUUUUAGAUCCCGCAAAAUAAGUACAUUGAUGAUUCAAACACUAACUGAAACCACAUACAACCAUGGCCAAAGGCUUGUAAAAAAACCCUCGAGUCCAUUGUAUCCAUCCUCGCCACUUAGCUCCUGCUUAGCUAUGAUGUUCUGCUGCUGGGAAUGAGGACUGAGAUUCAGUUCCCAUACUAAGUGACCUCGGAAGCACAACCCGUGUACUUCGUCAUGGUGACAGUGACUAUGGCAUUGUUUUGCUGAGCAUGCAGAUACGGGCUUGUUUCCUGGCCGCGGGAGCCGCAUUCCGAUAGGGAUAGUAUGCAAAAAAGCUUGUGUAGUGUGUUUUGGGUGCACAAUAAAAAGCCCCAGGUGGUAUAAGUUUACUUGGAGACCAGUCUAAAUUUAUUAGUGCUGUUUAGCGUAGACCUUCUCUUCUACUGCAGCUGCGGCGACUGCGUGUCCUUUCUUGGAAGAAAUUUGCAGUGGGUUCAUAGGCUAGCCAAUCUGAAAUAGCUGAUAGCAUCUUGUGUGCCGUCUUCUCGUGUGCCAAGUCCGCAUUCUAGAGAGAAGCAGCAUCAAGGGAAAUUCGCUCGCUGCUACUGCCAUUCUUUAUUGCGCCAGCAUUCUUACAGCUAGUGCCUGUGAUCAUCAAGCGAGAUGUGUUCAUGUUGCAUGUGCACAUGUGACAACGUGCUUGUUAAUUUAAUUAGUAAGCAAAUCUUUACAGCAGUUUAUGCAGCUGAUAAAGCAACUAACCUUACUUUGUACAGCUGUCCAAUAAUUUGCUAUUGCAAGCAAUGCUUCGCCUGUCAGGCGAAACUGUGACUUUCAAGCAUCAGCAUUGUACGUGCAUUUGUGCUCUGCAACUCUGGAAGGACCACAACGUACACAGACACAUCGAUGUGCCUUCUGGAUGGCCCUUGUAAUAAGUUUACAAUGCUUUUGUGAAGUUGGCCACCAUGUCAUGUUCCAGUCCUAUAGACUGUUGUUUCCUUUUCUUCCACUGCCAUGGUAACCAAAACCAAAUGAUCCUGUGUGCCUUUUUCACAAAACAGCACUGCCAAAGAACGCUGUUAACAAAAGUAAGCCAGUAUGUCAUAGCAUACAACUGCACAAGAGUACUGAAAGUAUUUGUAUAUGGCAUGUUCUAUGUAAGUUUCAAGUAUUUCUAGAUGGCUUUGCAAGUAUAUUUCACAUUACUGGUGGUGUGGCCAGAACACAGUACAUUGUUUCAUUUACAAUGAAUUGUACAAGAUACCGGUGCUAGUUAAACCAACCCUAAUCACCAUUAUUCGCGACUCAGUUUGGUGUGGUAGUGCUUUUUUCCUGCCACACUAAUUCUUUUAUACGUGAACAUAGUGGAACAUGAAUUGACUGCAAUUGCUGGCAAAGUCAAAACCCAGUCAAGGCGAUUAUGCUUAUUUUGUGUAGUGUUAUUCGUUUUUAUCAUUUUUUCUCUUCCUUUUCCCCUACCACAUUUAUCAUUUAUAGGUCUGCAUUGCCACAAUGUGGAUGUGCUUAACUCGGUUCUCUCAUAAUGUUUCUGGUGGACAGACCCAGUUGUCUUGCAGCAACAGCUCUUUGUCAAAGACAUAAUUUUAUAUGUAGAUACGUAAAUAUAUGCACAUACUUCUGUGUUUACAUUUGCGUAUUGUUUUAGACUUCCUGGGCAAGAUCUGUAGCCUUUGUUAACAUUGGGUCACAGCUUUCCUUUAGUUAUUCAGGGUUUGGUUGGUUCCUGUUUCAUGUAGCACUGUCCUUUUAGUGCUAUGCUGUGCUACUGUAUUCAUCAUCUUCUUUUUUUUUUCCUCGAGAGCAGGACAACUUUGUAUCAAAGAGUAAGGCUGCCGUUUUGGAUGCCUGUUAGUCUUUGUUCUGCACCACCUCAUUUUUGCAUCUUUAUAGCACCCUGUACACUUGCCAGAAGAGUGGCAAAAUACUUUGUGUGUGUUUGUACAUGUUUGUCUGCAUUAUUCAGUGCAAAAUGGAUGUGCCUUAAGCUCGACCCACAUGGAGUACUUGCCCAUCUGGCUACAUGCCUGCGUCAGCUUAUACGGCUUAUGGUCUGUAUUCGUCUGGUUGUGUAAAGGGCUCAGUUCAUCAUCGUGCCCCUCACAACUGGAAUAAGUUACUUAAUUGGGCGACUUGGAAUUGCAAAGCCAUAGUGGACUUUCAGCGCAGAAUUGCAGAAAUCACAGGAAUGAACAAGCAGCACUCUGUCCACGGCUUUUUAUUCCCAUGAUUUUUGUGUCAUUAUGCCCUGAACUUCUGAUAUAGAUUCUACAUAACCACCCAGGUACCAUUUAGUUUUAGUAGUUGUUGCCCUAGUUAGCCACUUGGCAUAUAUGACUGCAGACUGAGUUGAGCUUUGGAGUGCAGUGACACUGACUUCUAGUGUACGCAAAUAUGUCGGUGAAUUUCUGAAUAUUACAUUGUAUGACUGCACAUAGUGUGGUCAAGGUGUUCAAGCUCACGCAGAUGCAUAACCAGACUCAUGUGCAGUGCUCCAUGUGAUGCAGGCUUUGUCCUGAUGCGUCACGAACAUGCAGCAGCUUGCAAGUGUGAUAAACGUGUCAAGAGCUUGUUUUUGUUUGUUCGUGAAAGCAUUGACUUACAAAGUCAUGCCUCCUAACUGUGGCCAAAAACUUUGCUACAAUGCCAACAGAUUGUCUACACUACUACUUACGGCUUGAUGUAAUUUAUUGCCAAUAAGUGUUAGUUAUGGAAGCUCGUCUUACAUUCUCGCAAGACAACUCAAAUCAUGCACUCGUGUCUUAUGCUUCCUCUCUAUAAUCAAAACUCAUUUGUGUACUCUCCCGGCUAGUACUAUACCCUGCAGUUCAAUAUGUACACGUUGCAAUGAAUGUUGCAUUUGUAAGGGAUCCAAGUGCAAACAGCUCUGCUACCACCUGCUGGCUCAUUUGUGCUCAAAUUUCACAGAGGUAGUGUUUCGUAGUGCAAUUUGUUUGGUACCAUGCUUGUAAGCAGUAAUUAAUUGUCUUGCACAGAAUAAAUAAAAAGUACAUGUCACUUGCGUGAUGCGAAAGUAGAUUUUUUUCAUUGAGUAGU
This is a messenger RNA of Dermacentor albipictus, 6888 nucleotides long. RefSeq lists its product as uncharacterized. NCBI's taxonomy places the organism in Eukaryota, Metazoa, Arthropoda, Arachnida, Ixodida, Ixodidae. The record is from RefSeq and is a predicted model, not a curated record.